Molecule: messenger RNA, 1372 nt
Organism: Gloeophyllum trabeum ATCC 11539
Lineage: Eukaryota; Fungi; Basidiomycota; Agaricomycetes; Gloeophyllales; Gloeophyllaceae
Exons: 6
Coding region: 87-683 (198 amino acids)
Biological process (GO): transcription by RNA polymerase III
Cellular component (GO): RNA polymerase III complex
Source: RefSeq, a predicted model, not a curated record
GUCAAGUCGAUCUUGCAUCUGUAAUGUCUCGAGGAGGACGCGGCGGAGGGCGAGGGGGACGUGGUGGGGGACGAGGAGGGAAGAACAUGUUUGGUCCUGGUAAUGCACCGCCCAUGGGCCUCACAUUUGCGGAUAUCCAGUCCCUCUCGAGGGAGGCUACUGGCUUGUACCCUCCCAUGGAUCCUAUGCCCGUGCUCUCAGACUUUACGGAGGAGGAGAUACAGAUCUGUAAACUCCAGACUGGUUUCGCAGAGCGUCUCCGGAAGUCAGCAUAUUGUAUCGUCGAGCCGACCAAGUCUACAGAGCUCCCCCGGUACUCAGACAAGUAUCGUCCCUCUCCCGCCUCACAGCCGACACUGAAGCGUAAAGACCUGCACCAGCCGUUCUUCCCACAGGAGAUAUUCGACGACUACUUCAACCCCAAACGCAAGAAGAAAAUGACCAAGAAGACAUCCGCUAAAAAGCUUAAUCUGGACGAGAUGGCAGAUGAAGACGGCGACGAGGACAAGACUGACGAGGACCGGUCGGACGCCGGCUCAGCCGCCCCAGACGAGGACUACGACGUCGAUGAGGAGUACGACAACGAUUACGCCGAGAACUACUUCGAUAAUGGUGAAGGCGAUGAUAUGGACGACCUCGGCGGUGGGGGAGGCGAUGAGGGCGGAGGAGCUGAUUAUGAUUAGUCCUCGUGGGCUUCUCUUUUUGCACGCUAGCUCUGGCAAAGGUCAUGGAAUGCUUCAUGGCGCCGCCCGCCCUCGUGGCGCUGCUUUCGUGGUUCUCCCUCCUGACAGGCUCACGAACGUCUAUUGGCAAGAAGGUCUGCAGACCGUCUCCGUGCGAGAGACCCUACAGCAGGAUGAGGCUCCUUCCUCCUGCACCCUCCUCCUAAUAUUGCUGGUCAGUGCUUAUUCAGGGAGUCCCUGCCGACAAACAUGUAGCGAUUAUUAGUUUCAUCUCUUCUAUACCCUCGAAUUACUGAAGUAUUUGAUGUGUAGCAUUAUUCUUCGCAGUCAUACACAAGCUUCUGAUACAACAGGUAUUACAAUGCGUCCAUUGACAGCCUCUUAUUCAGAACCAAUGUCACUUCCGUACGGCCAUCGUUCCAACGCGCUCACUUGGAGUCGCCCUUCCAGGGAUUCACCCAAAUGAUCUCAUGGUGUCGGCUCCACUCCAAGAGAUAACGUUUGACUGCCACCGAGCGCUCUCAUCUACGAUGAUGAGGCUUGGGUUUCAGUCCAUCAUAGAUCGGCUUCCUGACGGGAGCCAGAGAAAUUCCAGUGCCUGACUCGAGGCUGACAAGGAUGAGUGGCCCCUGCGAGGCAGUAUCAGGUGCGAAGAGAUUGCUUACCGUUCACCCCGGCGUGCGCUGCCC